AUGCUUGACUCUUUGGAUUUUGAUGAUUUGCUCUUCGAGCAAGAGAGCAAGUCUGAAUCAUCAGGUACCUUGUAUUCAGAUCUCAACCUCGCAUCCUCAUCCCAAGAGGAUUCCUUCAAUAUUAAUAAUUCUGAACGGAACGAUGAACUCCAAUUCAUUCCCAGUGAUGAUGAUCGUCAUUCAAAGACUUUCGUUGAAAUUAAGAAUAACAAUUAUUAUGAUCUGAUUACAAGUAAUAACUACGUCUACGAAAAUAAUAAUAACAACAACGAAUUAUUUGCAGAAUAUGAUGAUCCAUUCCAUUCGUUGGCGUUGAUGCCUCCAACCGCUACUCUCAUGAACGAACAUCCACAACAAUAUGUUGAUGAAUUUGGACAAGUAAUGAUGAUGGCUGUUUCUCCUUCCAUUUCUACAGCUGCUGCUAUGACGACCACCACUACUACCAGUAGUAUCAGUACUGAAAAAGUAGUGGGAUUCAUGAUGAACCCGUUAUAUCCGAUGCUGGCUGCUGCUUUUACAUUCGGCACCACUCGUGAGUUGGCUGAUCUUCAAGUACCACCUCCUCUUUCACAACAACAUGCUCUAAUAAUUGGAGCACCCUCUGAUAGUCCCAAAGAGGAGGACCACUUGUUGUGGUUGUCAUCGAGUCUCUCUCCAUCCUGUGCCAACGAGAGUCUUGAUGAUGAAAAUGACAACAACAAGAAGAAGAAGCGAAAGAGAGGCUCCACUACUACUUUGACCAACACCACUUUGGAGGAGCAAGUAGAAAGUAAAACCAAGAAGAGAAAAGCUCCCAAUAAGAAGAAGAAGAAGAAACAAUACGAGACCAAACCAGCUUCUUCCGAUAUGACUGUUGUUACUGGUGGUGUUGUGGAUUCUUCUUCCUCCUCCUACACUGGUAGCGAUGAUCAUUCAGAAGAAAGCACUAACGGCACUCAACAACAGAAUUGGUAUGACAAACUCUCCGCUUCAGCGACUUAUUUAGAGUUGGAACUUGAGAGUGAUGGCUCUCUUCCAACCCAUACAGUCCAUCUACACACGUACUCGACUCCGAGACGUCAGUAUGGGCCAAAACCAACAGAUCUCAUCGAUGAACAUCAACAUCUCCACUAUGAGCAAACACUUAAAAUUUCAAUUGAACCUCUCUCCAAAGACACCAAAAUCCUCAACAACAAGAUUUAUGUUUCUUUGAAGGGUAUCUUGAAGAUGAUUCCAAAACCUCCCAAGAAAUAUACCUGGAUCAAGGUUGAAAAUUCAACAAACCCACCUCUUUUCUUGUAUUGCCAAACAGGCAAAGCAAAGGGUGUUCAUAACAUUGUGAACAUUUCUUCAAGAGGUGGAACUGUUGCCUCCAGAACAGGCAUAUUGAACAAAUAUUCACCUUACGUUAUGAAACCCGUACACUAUGAAUUUAUUACCAAUCAUUGCUCAGAAACUAGCCAUGGAUUAACAAUUCAUUGA
Messenger RNA from Naegleria fowleri, 1461 nucleotides. RefSeq lists its product as uncharacterized. NCBI's taxonomy places the organism in Eukaryota, Heterolobosea, Eutetramitea, Acrasida, Naegleriidae. The transcript has a single exon. The coding region runs from base 1 to 1461 and encodes 486 amino acids. The record is from RefSeq and is a predicted model, not a curated record.